This is a messenger RNA of Paraphaeosphaeria sporulosa, 1818 nucleotides long. RefSeq lists its product as uncharacterized. NCBI's taxonomy places the organism in Eukaryota, Fungi, Ascomycota, Dothideomycetes, Pleosporales, Didymosphaeriaceae. The transcript has 8 exons. The record is from RefSeq and is a predicted model, not a curated record. The coding region runs from base 1 to 1818 and encodes 605 amino acids.
AUGGAUCUGGGCGGGUGGUGCACCUCGCUGUAUGCCUUAUGGCCACCUGCGAUGAGGCUGCCUAUGGGCUCGUUUUUAGCUGGCUGCACAAGCUAUUCGAUCAACUUAGAGUCUGGCCAAAGUGCAGGCAUACGCCCGCACCAUAUGCUCAACGCUGAGACGAUUGAGCAGGUAGACUUUCUACUGCAGGGUAUCAAGAGGAUCUCUCCUAGGAUGGAGAGCUAUCUGCGUCGAGUAUGGCUGGAUAACCAUGGCAAGCACCUACUCAGCUGCUACACUAAUCAGUUUCUCCACUAUGGGCUUACGGCAACGUCCAAAGUCGAGGGCGCCCACGCCAGGAUAAAACAAUGGCUGAGCACCAGUAAUUUGGAUUUACUACGCCUCUAUGAUCGCCUCAACACCUACUACAGCGAUUGGGCUGAUAAUCGGCAGCUUGCAGAUGAUAUUGUUGCCAGUAAAAUCACCUAUCGAGCAUCGGAUCCCAUAUUUGCAGCUGUCCAUGGCCGGAUAACUGAUCAUACGAUUGCCCUCACGUACAAACAACUCACGAUCGCACGCGAUUACCUGAAACAAUCAGCCGACCCGGCGUACGUUAUGCCGCAUUGCAGAGGCACCUGGCAGGCUAUCAUGGGACUACCUUGCAGUCAUGUACUACUAGAGAAAGAGCGUAAGUCAAUCAGCCUCCAAGCUGCUGAUUUUGAUGUCCAUUGGUGGACUGUACGCACCCAAGACCCCUACCUGCCUCUGGCUGAGCGUAUCCUUGAGCCAAUCGUCCGCCGUACGAAGCGUAAAACGCGGAGUACAAAACGUGAGCCUACGCUCAAUGAGCGCCUUGACGAUAACCACCCCUCAGAGCCACCCUCACAGGUGCCUGCUAGCUGGCACCUACCUCCGGAGACCCUCGUACUGCCUGCCAAGAGGCAGAGACGUCACCAGCAACAGCCAUACGAUCAGCUUGUAGAUCUGGGCCCUCGAUCAACGCAGCCCACUCAAUCAACGCAGCUCUCUGGCGUACAGCAGCUGAUUACGCAGCCUCAGUUACCCAUAUACGUGCCUCCGCCAGGGCCUCCGCCAGUGCUCCGCCAGCAAUUCACUAUCCAGCGGCACCUUAUCCACAGCCUCCGCCGCCAGCAAUUCACUAUCCAGCAGUACCUUAUCUACAGCCUCUGCUGCCAGUCAAUUAUCAAAACUCGACCCAAGGUGGGCAGUACUAUGGGCAGCCGAACCUACAAGAUUACCGCAAGUCAGCCAUUAUCAAUCCCCCAUUUCAGGCGUAUUUUAUGCGGUAACAAGGGUCGAUUAGAUGGCGCCUUGGCCUGCAGCAUCUACCUCCUUCGCCCUCUUGUCCCUCCCACUCUGUUUUUUUGGUUUGUCUUAAGCACCACAUCCUUCGUAAACAAAAUGAAGCUCGCCAUCUUCAUUCUCACUUCUGUUGCGGCCUUGACUGCUGCUAGUCCUGUCCCUGAGCUGGACGGCACCGUUGACAUUACGAACGCGGCCCCAUACUCCAAAAUUGGGAAACGAAGCUACACAGCGUCAUGCUGGAAUUGUGGGACCUUUGAAAAUCCUAGUGGCAACAUCUUUAUGAAAUGCACCUGUCGAAAUAGCGGUGGAGGGGAGAACGAAACCAAUAUAUUCCUCACUUUCAUCAUAGGAAAUAGUAAUGGUCAACUUGUCUGGAACUCAGCCGGUUUCCAAAGAACCUGCAGAAACGUGGUCUUCAACAACCCGAUACUGUCUGGGGAAUGUGCGAAUGCGGGCGGGGCUUGGGGUAAAACGCAGCUGAAUCUUGCCCUUGAGGUGGACGACCGUGGCUGA